AUGGAUCUCUUCGCCGACGUCGUCACAAAGACCGACGAGAACUUUUGCGCCCUAUGCACCAACGAGAAGGACGUCGGAAAAUCUGGCAAGCCCCUCCACCACAAAGGGUCAUCCUUCCAUCGUGUAAUCCCCAAUUUCAUUUGCCAGAGCAGUGACUUCACUGCGGGUAACGACGGCAAGUCGAUCUACGACGCCAAGUUUACCGACGAGAACAUCAUGAGAAAGCACACCGUGACCUAUCGAUGGCGAAGGACGAAGUGGCUUGACAACAAGCACGUGGUGUUCGGGCAGGUGGUGGAGGAGUACAACAUAUUGAAGGCGGUGGAGAAUGUUGGGUCGGGGAGCCACCGGACCUCGAGACGGGUGAGUACUUCCAUCAGCACUCCAGUUGAGACAGGUGCAAUAUAUGACACCUUGGUCUUCCCAGAGGCGUUUUGGGUCCGAAAGCAGAAUCACCCCAUCUUUCCCGCCGCUGGCGCACAGAGGUCCGUCAUGGGACACAACAACAGUGUUCAUAUACCCAGCGUGUCCGGCCAGAGUCGAUCUGAGCUUACAAUUGGUCAGGGAUUGGAGAGUGUAGAGGGGAAAGAACGGGAGGAUGCUGCAAGUAACUUUCUCUUCUAA
This is a messenger RNA of Striga asiatica, 624 nucleotides long. The record is from the annotation of a GenBank genome assembly. Lineage: Eukaryota; Viridiplantae; Streptophyta; Magnoliopsida; Lamiales; Orobanchaceae.